Caenorhabditis auriculariae is the source of this 3425-nucleotide messenger RNA. Lineage: Eukaryota; Metazoa; Nematoda; Chromadorea; Rhabditida; Rhabditidae. The record is from the annotation of a GenBank genome assembly.
AUGGCAAUACGUGGAGAACAAGGCGAAUGUGGAAUAUUGAUCCAGCAAAUGCGCGCGAGGCAAAAGUGAGAAGGGAGAGACAUGAGGCAGUGUGGCCAAGAAGAGAAGGUUGAGGCUCACGCCGUCAAAUGCCACGGUCACCGUCAGUCCGGUCCGAAAAUGGGCGUACAAGAUGGCCGGCCAACCGACCAACGUCGAAAAAACGACGGCCGGCACGACAUCUGCCCUCCACGACGUCUUCACUCUCUCGCUUCCUCUUUUGUUUACUUCUCCCUGGGAGUUCCGGUCAGCGUUUGCCAAAGUUAGGAAAACUCAGGUUCAAUUCGUCAACUUCUCUCCUGGAAUUCCUUUCGAAAAAAAAGGAGUUAGCACUUUGAAAAUGUUCCUCUGCAUUUUUUCUUGAAGUGGUGAUCACAGUAGUUCAAAUUUCUGAGCUUAUUAUAGCUUCGUUGACUCUACGAACUUUUUUCGAACAUUUUCGGGCUUUUGAAAGCGCCAGCGCUGAUUUCUGAAGCGUUAAAAAAUUGUGAGUCAUGAUUUUCUGAAUAAAUCUCAAUCACCAAUGAAAAACUUUGAAAAAAAUGAGAAAAAUCGGGCACAAGGUUCUUUUUUUCUUAGUUAAAAUUGUUUUUUUCAAGAAAAAAACUUCAUUUUUUUAAUGAGGCGAAAGCUAAAGACUCUCGAAUAAUUUCCGUUUCAAUGAAUUUAUAAAUGGAAAAAUUGAAAUUCUGUAGGUUUUGAGGGGGUGAAGAUGUUCUUUCCAUUGAACACUAGUUUUAAAAAAGUUCUUUUAAAAGUCGACAAGACACUAACCAAUGGAAAAAACGGCUCGUGUUUCAAAGUUUAUUAUGGUGAACUCGUUAUAAUAAUAUUUAGGAUUUUUUCGUCAAAAAAUACAGAUUUGUGUAUGAGAAGAACAACGAGUUUUUUUCAGCACGUUUUUAUCGCAAACGAGAGUCUGGAAACAAAUGAGAAAAAGACAUGCCGGCCAUCUGACCCAAGACAAGCUUCAUUUUACUAGAUCCAGGAAAAUCUUAAUUACCCACGACGCAUUUUACGGUCCGCGUGCGUCAGUUAGACAUAUGCGCUCGCGGCGUUUUACUCGGAGCGGCGGAGUCAAAAGAGCUUUGACCGAUAGCCGCCGUGUGAAAUAAAAAAAACGAUAUUAUUUGCUUGCUGGAUUGCAAGAAAAAUCAUGAGGGAAAAAUGUCUCGUUUUAUAAUGUUCUCAAAUCUUUUGUAGAGUUUCAAAGAGCAAAGCACUGCGGCCUUUUUUUUUACUUUCAGAGAAUGUUGAGAGGGUUUUUAUAAAUUUUUUCAGAAAAGCUUUCUGACAUUUCAGGUUCAAAAGUUAGCCAGGAAAAUUUUCUGAUGCGCCAGGUAAAGAUCUUGAAUGCUACGGUCUUCUCAAAAGUUCGAAGAUUUUAUAAUCAGAUGUUUCCAAGUCUGAACGAAGAAAAAAGUCAAUCAAUCGAGUGGAACAAAUAAAAAAAGGAAUAGGAGAGCCGAACCUGAAGUCAUGAAAAAGACCGACUCUAUAGUUAUCUCGUAUACCGAAAAGUGUUCUCAGUAAUUUCAAGAAAACCGCAAAACAAAAUGCCUUUUGGGCUUUCCGAGCAAAGGAAUUACCAUUUUUCGCUAAGGAUCUAAACGAAAGAGGGUUUUCAAACAUUGACAGCAUCUACUUCUGGCUUUUAAAGCUUUCAGAAAGCAAAUGAAGAGUAAUUUAUGGUGUAGCAAAAAAUAGUUUUCUCAGCUCUGCCGAAGUUUCGAGGGGUUUCUAAAGUAAGCCAUAUGAGUUGGUAUAAGCUGAGAGUGUGAGAAAAGGAAAACGUCGAACUGGACCCUAGGAGGCAAAAGAGGCUGAUGGACACGCCGCUUCCUGAGAACCUGUUGCUGUCCUUACAUGUGUACAAACCUAGAAGGCUGCCAAACUGACCCACGUAUCAAAUUUCUUUCAUGGUUAUGCGCAAGCAUCAUGAGCCAUUCUGUUAAUUUAAUUACAGCGUUCAACCAGAAAAAAAAACCGUGAUCAUAUCGAAAUAAGAAUCAUUAAAAGUAUGUUUCCUUCAGUGCGUUGGUCUCCUUUUAGAAAAAGCAAAAAAAACUUUUCGAACUAGUUAUUCAUUUUUACAGUUUGAAUUUUUUUGAAUUGAAACUCCCAUCUCAAGAAAGAAUAGCUUUCUCAAUUCAAAAAGCAGUGAAUAAAUAUUCGAAAAAAAUAUCCAGGGAAAAAUCUUUUUAAAAAAAGGAACUGCUAAGUGAGAGAAGAAACUGUUGAUAUUUUAUUCAUCAAAAAAAGACACUCUUCUUUGAUCUACACUUCUGGAAAGUUCCACAGAGGUUGCAACGAUGUUCAAAAAAGAUGAAGUGUUGUGGGAAAAAAGACAACUCAAUUUCUCAAGGGAUUACAUUCGCGCAAAGACAGAACGAAGUUCCCAUUCAGCUUGGCGCGAAAUUGUUCCAAUCUUUUGUGGAUCUCCAGCAAAACUAGAAAAAGUAUCAUAUCCUCUGAAUAUUUUUUUCAUUAUUUGAAAUUGAAGGAAGAAAAAAAUGAUGAAGGAGAUAUUGGUAUUCACUUAAUAAGUAGUGAGAAAGUUCAAUUUACCCUUUUUUAUACUUUUUUCAUAUUUUAUUUUCAUACGUAUUUUUCAUACAAAACAAACGCAGCACAGAUUCAAAAAAAGAAGCUCCUCGCGUCGAGAAGACUUUGAGAGAUCUAUUUUUGAAAUGCACGGAUGAAUUAGCUUCUUCGUGUCCUCAAUCUCAGCUCACAUUCCGGGUGAUGAAAAAAUCCGAAAGUUUUUGCAUUGAAAAAUUGAAAAAUUUGAAAAACACUUUCAAUUAUAAAAUAGGAAUUGUUUGGUUUGAAGGUAUUGAACCAAUGUACAAUUUCAGUUUUCAUACGAACAGCCCGCAAUUCAAGAGCAUUUCUCAAUGUUUGGCUUCUGCGAUUUUUAAACUUCAAUGAAUCUACCUCAAUGAAACUAUUUUGACAUCUGCGAUACAAUUCUUUCAUCAGCGGCGCGCCAAAAAGCAACAGGUUGUAGCUUGUCUACAGUCCGAAGGUUCACAAGUUCAAUCCCCGCCGCGAUUCAACGAAAAGGUUUGAGAAAUAUAUAGGCCUUUAAAAAAACGACGGUUUUUAAUCCCCAGCCGUAACAUACAAAGACGGAUAUGUUACUAGCGUUAGUCCACUGAUUAUCACUGAUACCCGGAUAGCACCUUACCUCAUCGUAAUGGGGCUCCGACGCAAUAGCGUAAGAACAAAAGAGUAAGAAGAAGAUGAAGAUUUGUUCAUCCUUAGCUGAGAGCAUUAUUUAUGAUAAGGGCACAGUUGGCGAAGAAUGCUCUUCCAUAAAAGAAAUUUUCCAGGUUUUUGUUGUGAAAAAAAAUCAUCAGUCCAUAACCGAUGAAGAGAGAUAA